CCGCUGCUUCCUCGUACGUCACAUCCGUCAAAGUCGUCGUAAAAAAGCCCGACUUCCUUCCAAGAUGUCGUCGGCGGCGCUUCGCUUCUGCGCCAACAUCAGCUGGCUGUUCACCGAGCUGCCGGACUUCCCGCAACGGAUGCGGGCGGCCGCCGAGGCCGGCUUCCGAGCCGUGGAGGCGGCCUGGCUCUACGACGUCCACCCGCUGGAGCUGCGCGCGGCCAAAGACCUCCACGGCCUGGAGGUCGUCCUCAUCAACACGCCGCCGGGUGACGUCACGGCGGGAGAGUUGGGCUUGGCGGCGCUCCCCGGACGAGAAAAAGACUUCGAACGAGGACUCAGUGAGGCCGUCCGCUAUGCCGCAGCCCUGGACUGCAAAAGGAUCCACAUCAUGGCCGGCAGGAUUCCGGCGGGAGUCGACGGCGGCGCCGCGUCGCAGGAGAUGGAGGCGGCGUUUGUGCGGAAUCUCGUAUUCGCCGCCGAGCUGCUCUCCCAGCAUGGAAUGAUCGGCCUGAUCGAGCCCAUCAACACGCGGCUGACGGACGCUCGCUAUUUUCUGUCGUCGCCUCACCAAGCCGCCGCCAUCUUGAGCAAAGUGGCCAAGGAAAACAUCAAACUGCAAAUGGACGUUUUCCACUGGCAAAUUAUGGACGGAAACCUGACGCACAACAUGAAGCAAUAUUUGCCUCUGCUGGGUCACGUCCAGGUGGCUCAGGUCCCCGGCAGGAACGAGCCGGACAGCGCCGGCGAGAUCAACUACGACUACGUCUUCUCCACGCUGGAGACGCUCGGCUACCGAGGAUACGUCGGCUGCGAGUACAAGCCGCGAGGAAGUACGCGGGAAGGUUUGGCCUGGCUCAAACGUUACUUUGGCCGCACGGACGGAUCGGGAAAGCAGAAGGCCGGCUGCUAACGCUAAUCUUCAGAUUGUAGAAAAAUGAAAAAUUGACUGAAAUCUCACCAAAGCCAGGAGCAUUUCAAAGCUGAGUGUUUAGUGGAAGCCCCCUUUUGAACUUCUGCCAGCGGGUCUCUCCAGAGACGCUCACUCACUCGGGGUUCUGGCUGGCCCGUUCGGCGUUGUUCUGAAGCCACACUUUCGUGCGCUUAGGUUCAUUGACCUGUCGGAAGGCGAACCUUCGGCCCGGUCCGGCGGAGGAGGUUUCGGUUCCGGGAUUUUUCUUCCGAUGCCUCCUCCCCCGGUUGCUCAGUUUGGUCGGCCCGAAAGCUCAAGGAAGGGUCCCGGUUCUGGUCGUCCCGACCGGCUUCCGUUGAAGGAUUACGGAGCCAACCGUGCUCCUUUGGAAAACUUAAGCGCGUCAGAAAUUUUGGCCCGAUCCACAAUUCUGUCUCUGAGCUCUUCGGGCAGUUCCUUUGACCUUUGACAUGGACUGUGAGCUCUAAAUUUUUUUUUUUGGUGGCUUCCUUCCUCAUUUCCAAUCAAAACACAACUGAGGACGAGCAGAAGAAAUGAGAAAAUGCAAAGCUUCUGAAUGCUGGCUGUGCGAUAUUUCAAGUUUUCAGAAAAAAACAAAAAAAAUGCAAAAAUUCAAUUUUUUUUUUUAAUCAAUCCUGUGUGCACACGAAUAAGGGGGGGGGGGGAUUGAAGGGGGUGUGAAAACUUUCUGUACCGUCCGUGCAGAACGGAAGCAAAUGUGACAUUUCGGGGGCAAAAUUGCUGUCAUUUUGGAAACAUUAACCGUCCUGUGCCUAAAUGCAAGUUUAGAACAUCAAUCCCACCCACAAAAAUGAUUUAUUUUUGCAUUUGUGUGUCAGGUCCAUAAAGUGUCCUGUAUGGAACUGUACAGUAUCUCAUUUCCAAUAUACAAUAAAUGAGCGAUUACAGUGCA
Messenger RNA from Syngnathoides biaculeatus (alligator pipefish), 1847 nucleotides. RefSeq names its product hydroxypyruvate isomerase (gene hyi). The coding region runs from base 65 to 913 and encodes 282 amino acids. Gene Ontology annotation, molecular function: hydroxypyruvate isomerase activity. The transcript is spliced from 8 exons. Lineage: Eukaryota; Metazoa; Chordata; Actinopteri; Syngnathiformes; Syngnathidae. The record is from RefSeq and is a predicted model, not a curated record. Gene Ontology annotation, biological process: glyoxylate metabolic process.